GGAGUGUUACAAGGGGCCAAAUAAAGCAUAACUUUAUUUAGCGCAAGGUUUGCCAUUACUUCAAUCUUCGCGAGGCGCUUCUUUUGGGGGUUUUCUGCAGAUCCUGCUUUAACAGUGCAAUGGCAUUAACGCAAGUUUCUUCUAAUAAGUGCUGCGAUGGAUAUCAGAAAGUGUUCGAGCAUGACAGCUCCGAGUUAAAAUGCAAAAUGAAGUUCGCCAUUUACCUUCCUCCCAAAGCUGAGAGCUCCAAAUGCCCGGUGUUGUAUUGGCUUUCAGGUUUGACAUGCACAGAGCAAAACUUCAUCACUAAGGCAGGGAGCCAGCAGGCAGCUUCUGAACAUGGGAUCAUCAUCGUAGCUCCAGACACCAGUCCACGUGGCUGUAACAUUGAAGGAGAGGAUGAGAGCUGGGACUUCGGGACAGGUGCAGGAUUCUACGUCAAUGCCACCCAGGAGCCCUGGAAGACCAACUACCGCAUGUACUCGUAUGUCACCGAAGAGCUCCCACGACUGAUUAAUUCUAAUUUCCCUGCUGAUCCGGAGAAGAUGUCCAUCUCUGGUCACUCCAUGGGGGGCCACGGUGCUCUCAUUUGUGCACUUAAGAAUCCUGGGAAAUAUAAGUCAGUGUCAGCGUUUGCACCCAUCUGUAACCCUAUACAAUGUGCAUGGGGACAGAAAGCUUUUUCUGGCUAUCUUGGACCGGACAAGUCCAUCUGGGAGUCGUAUGAUGCUACUGUAUUGGCUGAAUCAUAUUCUGGGCCUGAGCUUGAUAUUCUGAUUGAUCAAGGCCGUGAUGAUCAGUUCUUAUCUGCCAGUCAGCUGCUUCCUGACAAUCUGAUCGCUGCCUGUUCCAAGAAGAAAAUUCCUGUGGUUUUCCGCCUUCAGCAGGGUUAUGAUCACAGCUACUAUUUCAUCUUCUCCUUUAUCAACGACCACAUCAAGCACCAUGCCAAAUAUCUGAAUGCCUGAAACUGUGCGUCAUCAUGAGUAUGGAAACAUCCCUUGUUGCCUUUCAGAUCUUAACAACACCUACAGUAUCUACACAGCUGGAAAUGACUAUUGACUAGUCACUUUCCCUCAAACUGCAGUCCAACUCUGUAUUUUCCUCAUGGAAAAAUUCAUAGGGUGAUGUUUGGCUAUAGACAUUUCUUUAAAUAAAGGCAUUUGGUUGUGAUUUUUGUA
Messenger RNA from Carassius auratus (goldfish), 1181 nucleotides. Its product is annotated as S-formylglutathione hydrolase-like. Gene Ontology annotation, cellular component: cytosol. Gene Ontology annotation, biological process: formaldehyde catabolic process. Gene Ontology annotation, molecular function: S-formylglutathione hydrolase activity. The transcript is spliced from 9 exons. Lineage: Eukaryota; Metazoa; Chordata; Actinopteri; Cypriniformes; Cyprinidae. The record is from RefSeq and is a predicted model, not a curated record. The coding region runs from base 120 to 968 and encodes 282 amino acids.